ACUCACUAUUAUUGUUAGAGAAGAAACCAACACUACCCUCUCCAAUAAAGUGUUUUUCUGUACACAAAAUUCUUAAAACAAACUAAUAAAAAACAAUUAAAAUUAAUCAAAAAAAGACACUCUUAAGAAAAGCAGAAUAAAGGAAAGAGAGAUUGGUUUCUUUUCCUUUUCUCUUGCAGACUCUGCUAAGCAUCUUUGCCUCACUUUCUCAUCCUUUUUCUCUCUUCUCACUCUUUCUCACAAUUUUUUAUUUUUUAAUUUUAUAUUUUUCAGCUUCUUCUACUUCACCUUCUUCAUAUUAUAGCUACAAAUUCCUUUCUUAGCUAAUUAUUUUAGCUACAAAAGUUCAUUUCUCAGAUUUCUCAUUUUUGACACAGUAAAUGCAAGUUUCAAUCUUUUCUCUUGAAAAUUCACAACCCAAUUGACCCUUUUAAGAGCUUAAUUUUCUCCCACUUUCUCAUCUUCAAUUGAUCUGAAAAAACUGAUUUUUUUCUCAUUGGGUUAUUCAUGGGACUCUGUCAUGGAAAACCCAUUGAAACUUCACAAAAAGAAAGAGAAAUUUCAUCUUUCCCAAGUGAAGAAAUUCUUCAACUUCCACCACCAUCAAGCUCUCAUCAUCAUCAUCAUGCAAAAACUAAAUCAUCUUCAAAGUUUCCAUUUUUCAGUCCAAGUCCAUUACCAAGUUUCUUCAAAAACUCACCUGCAAAUUCAAAUUCAAAUUCUAGUGUGAGUUCAACUCCUCUUCGGAUCUUUAAACGACCCUUUCCUCCUCCUUCUCCGGCAAAGCACAUUCGAGCGCUGCUCGCGAGACGCCACGGCUCUGUGAAGCCUAAUGAAGCCACAAUUCCUGAAGGGAGUGAGUGUGAAGUUGGGUUGGAUAAAAGUUUUGGUUUUUCUAAGCAUUUUGUGACAAAUUUUGAGAUUGGAGAUGAAGUUGGUCGUGGCCAUUUUGGUUAUACUUGUUAUGCUAAGGGUAAAAAAGGAGGCUUUAAGGGUCUUGAUGUUGCUGUUAAAGUCAUUCCUAAAUCUAAGAUGACAACGGCAAUUGCGAUAGAGGAUGUAAGAAGAGAAGUGAAGAUAUUGCGAGCUCUAACCGGUCAUAAGAAUUUAGUACAAUUCUAUGAAGCCUAUGAAGACGACGAAAAUGUUUAUGUAGUUAUGGAAUUGUGCAAAGGAGGUGAAUUGCUAGAUAAGAUUCUUUCCAGGGGCGGAAAGUACUCAGAAGAGGAUGCCAGAGUUGUUUUGAUUCAGAUAUUAAGUGUGGUAGCUUAUUGUCAUCUACAGGGCGUUGUACACCGUGAUCUCAAGCCAGAGAAUUUUCUUUUUAGUUCCGAGGAUGAAAAUUCCGCACUGAAGGCAAUUGACUUUGGACUCUCUGAUUAUGUAAAGCCAGAUGAGAGAUUGAAUGAUAUUGUUGGAAGUGCAUAUUAUGUUGCUCCUGAAGUUUUGCAUAGAUCUUAUGGGACAGAAGCAGAUAUGUGGAGCAUUGGUGUAAUUGCUUAUAUUCUGUUAUGUGGAAGCCGACCUUUUUGGGCAAGGACAGAAUCCGGCAUAUUUCGAGCUGUUCUUAAGGCAGACCCGAGUUUCGAUGAAGCUCCUUGGCCUUCUUUAUCGGCUGAUGCAAAAGAUUUUGUGAAGAGGCUGUUGAAUAAAGACUAUCGUAAAAGACUAACUGCAGCUCAGGCUCUCGGUCAUCCAUGGCUGGUGAACCACUUAGAGGAUGUAAAGAUACCGUUUGAUAUGAUAAUCCACAAGCUCAUCAAAACUUACAUAUGCUCAUCUUCUUUACGCAAAUCAGCAUUAGGGGCUCUUGCCAAGACAUUGACAUUGGUGCAGUUAGCAUAUCUCAAAGAACAAUUUACUCUUUUAGGGCCAAACAAAAGUGGACUAAUCUCUAUGCAGAACUUCAAGACGGCUGUUUUAAAGAGCGCCACUGAUGCCUCAAAGGAUUCACGAGUCUUAGAUUAUGUGAACACGGUUAGCUCAAUCCAAUAUCGAAAAUUAGAUUUUGAGGAAUUUUGUGCUGCAGCUAUAAGUGUCCAUCAACUGGAGGGAAUGGAUACGUGGGAACAACAUGCAAGGCGUGCUUACGAGCUGUUUGAAAAGGAUGGAAAUAGACCAAUUAUGAUCGAAGAGCUUGCCUCGGAACUCGGGCUUAGCCCCUCAGUACCUAUCCACGUGGUACUCCAAGAUUGGAUAAGACACUCAGAUGGAAAGCUUAGUUUCUUAGGAUUUGUCAGACUCCUGCACGGAGUUUCUUCUCGCACAUUUCACAAGGCUUGAUAGAAAAUACGCAUGAUUGCUAUUGUUUUUUCUUGCGCCCCUUCUGAUGAGAUUUGAAUGCAUGACUCAUGAGCAAAACUACAGCAUCAUGUCUGUUCAUUAUGAUUCCAAACAUGGCUUUUGUAAAGUCAAUAGCCUAUAUAUAUAUAGCUUGUUGGGAGUUGCCUUUUGAUGAUGCUAUAUGCAACAUCUCUUGUUGUUAAAUGCCCCUUUGAGCGUUUUACAAACCGAAAACACUUUCCUCCACCCUUGUUUUAUUGUUCUCUUUAAGUUUGAGACCGAUGGUGCUGGAGUUAGAGGCUUGUACAGAUUAAAGUAGAGCACAAGUUGUACUUAGGAGUAGUGGAACUUUUAUAAAAUGAGUUGUGUUUUCGGGUUUAUCUCUUGUGUACCCCCCUGGAACUUAUGAAUAAACUCUUUCAAAUGUGAACUCCUUCAUAGUCGACAAUGCAACUUUUUUUUAUAA
Molecule: messenger RNA, 2749 nt
Organism: Trifolium pratense (red clover)
Lineage: Eukaryota; Viridiplantae; Streptophyta; Magnoliopsida; Fabales; Fabaceae
Product: CDPK-related kinase 7-like
Exons: 11
Coding region: 508-2283 (591 amino acids)
Biological process (GO): peptidyl-serine phosphorylation; protein autophosphorylation; intracellular signal transduction
Cellular component (GO): cytoplasm; nucleus
Molecular function (GO): calcium/calmodulin-dependent protein kinase activity; calcium-dependent protein serine/threonine kinase activity; ATP binding
Source: RefSeq, a predicted model, not a curated record